AUGCCACGGAAACCAUCACCCAUUGCGAUGUACAUUGUGUCCUUGGCCAUCUCCUUGGGUCCAGCUUCAGCUUUACCGUAUGAUUCAACCAACCCAUCCGACCGGACAUUAGCAUGGGCCCCAUGCGAUCUUGACUUUCCGAAGAUCACCGUCGACAGAAUUACAGGCCCAAUCGACUAUGCAACCCUAGAAGUACCGCUUCACUACACGGUUUUGUCUUCCAUCAACAGCACUCUGGAACUACAAUUGAUCAGACACGCAGCAACCAAGGAACCAUUCAAGGGCACUGUCAUCUUCAGCCCAGGGGGACCGGGAGGCUCUGGUAUUGAACAAGUAGCUACGACAGGUCAUCUCUACCGCGAUGAGGUGUUCAACGGACAGUGCAAUGUUGUCGGGUUUGACACACGUGGCACUGGACGAACUAUUCGUUUCGCGUUCGACCCAACGAAAGGCUCGAAUGUGACAACUAGCUUCACCUCCAACGCGCACCCGAUCAGGAACAACGACGCCACCUUUGCUUCCGCCGCCAAGUGGAAGGUUCUCAAGAAAAAAGCCCGAGACGACAGAAAGUGCUUCACCAGCUCAUGCAAGAAUACCGAAGGUAACGUCGAUGUUGGUCGCUUCCUGGACACGCCAUUCGUCGUCCGCGACAUGGUCCGCCUCAUCGACGCGCUGGCCGAGGACGACAAGCACCGCUUCUGGGGACGCUCGUACAGCAUUGUUCUCGGCCAAACCUUUGCCGCCAUAUUCCCCGACCGUGUCGACCGCAUGCUGCUCGAUAGCAAUGCCUUCGAGAACUGGCUCCUGAACUGCAUCUCCACAGGCCCCUCCCUCUCUCCCGGCAUCGCGGAUUUUAUCAGGUCAGGCACUACCGUCCAAGACAUCAUGCCCGAGCUUGCAGCUGUUAUUCUGCAAGCUCGAAGAAGACCCUAUCGUUCUCCCUGA
Paraphaeosphaeria sporulosa is the source of this 945-nucleotide messenger RNA. RefSeq lists its product as uncharacterized. The record is from RefSeq and is a predicted model, not a curated record. The coding region runs from base 1 to 945 and encodes 314 amino acids. The transcript is spliced from 4 exons. Lineage: Eukaryota; Fungi; Ascomycota; Dothideomycetes; Pleosporales; Didymosphaeriaceae.